AUGUCUGGUGCUACAAGCUUAGUUCAAAAUGGGGCGAGUGGCGACGCGAACGGCCAUCGAGGAUUGCACAGCUGUAUGUUUCUUUUCUCGCUAAUUGUUGGAAUUAAAAAUUUUGAGUAAAAACCCCUCGUCGCAACGCCAACGAUGCUGAGCCAUUGCUACGUUUCCGAGAAGCGAAGAAGGUUCUUGGAGAAGUAUACGGAGAGCUGAAGGAGAAUAUAACUGAGCUCGAAGGAGUUUACAAUGGUUAGAAGAGACUGUGUAUUUCGAGAAUUUUCGGCGGGUUUGAGGUAUACAAGGCGACGACAUCGUGGCUCCUCCACAGAGAGAAGAAAUCGAUGCGAUGAAAGAAUCCGUCAGGACUAUAAUGGAAACUUUUCAACGCGACAACAUGAAAGUUGUAUUUUUCGGAAGGUUUCGAAUUUUUUUUUCUUUUGAUAUUACUUUGCUUCUUAGGACAAGUAACGGUAAAAGCACAACUGUAAAUGCAAUGCUUCACGAAAAAGUGCUACCCCAAGGAAUGGGCCACACUACCUGUUGUUUCCUUCAGGUUUUCUCGUGGUUUCUCUGAAAAUAUAUUAAUGAAGUUUCAGGUGCAAGGCUGUGAUGAGGAUGUGGGAUAUCUGCAGCUGGACGACAAUCCGCAGCGGAUAGAUAUCUCAAUGUUGGGGAAGAUGGGCCAUGCUCUCAGUUCAGACAACUCAGAACUUCCCGCUAUGGGACAGGAUUCUUUAUUGAGGUUUCGAAUGGUUCUUCUUUCUUUUCUAGCUAUUUUUUCCAGAGUUUUUCAUCCUAAGCACAGUCAGGAGAGCGAGAAUCGAUUGCUUCAGAAUGAUGUAGUUAUAUUGGACAGGUUCGUUCGCAUUUCUCUCCUUUAGAUAGGGACCACAGACCUAUUUUUCGAACUCAAGCUAGCUCCUCGUUUUUGUUAUAAAAAUAAUGAUUUUAACAUGUAGUAUGCGAAAACAGAAAAGAAAAACGAAAAAUAUUAAGAAUAAGAGGAGAAAACAAUAUUUAAAAGUAAUUGAAAAGCAAAAAUUUUUGCACUGAACUCAGGCACUGGUGCGCGCACGCGCAGGGGGUACUGAUUCUUUUUUUCCCUUUUUCCACUGAAAUACGGUUUUGAAAAAAAUAUUUUUUUAUUAUUUUUGUGAAACUACCCAGUGCCCCUGCUCACUUUUUAAAAAGUUGUUCCGAGCAUUUUUCGAACAAAUUUAUGAAAAAAUUGCCAAGUGAAACUUUGAUAUUUCAUAUUUUUUUGUGCAAUCUAAUUGGUAUAAACUGGUGCAGAGCAAUGAUAAGAGAUGAAUAGACAUGAAAAAAAUAUUAAAUUUAUAACUUUUCAGUUAUUUAAAAAAAGCUAAAAAAACAAGAGAGACACCCCGCGCGUGCGCGCAGGCAGGCGCGCAUGCGCACUUUUGGCAACAAACACGCGCCGUCAGUGCCUGAGAAAUUUUGGUUUUGCGAAUUCUCAUGCAAUCUGCGCGCACCCUCAUUUGCAAGGUCGGCACGGUUUCAGGAGCCAAAAGAGAAGGUUUUACGAGCUGUAAUUCCACUUUACCAUCAUUUUCGUCUCAGUGACUGCACAAAUACAGCCUACAGUGCUCUUUGAAUCCCAUAAAAAAUGUAAUUUCGCCUACUUUUUAUUCACCUUUUUUUGUUGAGAAAAAAAUUUUUUUCGGCGAUCUUGAAUUUUUCGAUUUUAUUGCUUUAUUUGUUUGAAAAAUUGAAAAACUCUUAUAAAUGAAUAAGAAAAAAACGCGUGUCUACGACCGGGAAAUGUUUCAAAAAUUACUCCCAAAAAAAUUCUCCACCUUUUUUUACCACUCAAAAACAGUACAUUUUUCUUGUAGUUGUCAACAAGUAUUAUUUGAGCAAUGUUUUUUUCUCAAUAUGAAAAAAAGCAUAAAAAAACCUUCCAAUACUGUAUUGCAAUUGAGAAAAACAAUUUUUGACUUUGCGCGCCUCUCAAUUUUUUUUCGGCGAUCAUAGAAUUUUUUUAUUUUAUUGGCUUAAAAAAAUUUCAUUUACUGUUUAUAAGUAGUUUUCAAAAAAUCAACUUUGUCCGCGACCUAGAUGAAUAUCAAAACGCAAAAUUAAGUUUAUUUUUCGAACUCGCCUCACUAUUCCGUACGACACUCCGUUGAAACACAUGGAAAUUACCUAAAAACCUUUUCAACGGAAAGAGGAACCUUUUCUACAUUUAUGCUGAAAUUUUCAUCAUUUUUCAUUGUUUCUAUCGGCUGUACGAAACAAUCAAAGACGGAAUACCAAAAAAAUGGCCUUUUUUCCCUCGCGAAAAGGGGCGGGGCUUUGCGGUCGCUACCUUUAGAGACACUUAUCGGUUUCUGUUUUCGUAUGGAAGAACAUCCUCGUCUGUGAUACUUACUUCUAAAGCUUCAAAUAAACGAAACUAGAGAUUUACGGGUCUCUGUAUCCUUUUUUUUCAGAAGCUUGGACAGUUAUUUUUUGGGUUUAAUUUUUCGAGUUCUCCACAGUUCUUUUGUGGCAUAUACCUUAUUCAUCUGAACAUUUUUCACAUACAUUACAUCAUAGACUUGUCAAAAAUUAAUAUUAUGAUUUAGCUGAAAAGAAAAAUAUAUAUAUAUAUAUAUAUAUACAGUUGAAUCAUAAGGAUAUUUUCAAAUUUGUAUCAUGCAUCUUAUGGAUUUGCUCAAAGUUACAGUCUAGCCUUGUUUUGAUUUUUCAGUCCCGGCGUCGACUUAUCUCCAGAAUUCGACAGUUGGAUCGACAAACAUUGUCUCGACGCCGACGUCUUUGUCCUCGUGUCCAACGCCGAAGCCACACUUACUCAAGCGGUUUUUUCAAGAUUUGAUAAAAUUUCCAAUUUUAUUGUUUCCAGGAGAAAAACUUUUUCCAUCGGGUCUCGAAAAAAUUGAGUAAGCCGAACGUUUUCGUACUGAACAAUCGCUGGGAUGCGAGUGCGGCCGAAAUGGAAAAUAUUGACGAAGUUCAUUUUUCACAAUGAUGAAACACCUAUGAGUUUUCCUUCCAGGUGAAAAAGCAGCAUAUGGUUCGUUUUCGGCAGUUUCUCGUCGACGAACUCGAAGUUUGCAACGACAGAGAAGUCAACGACCGCAUUUUCUUCGUUUCUUCCAGAGAGGUCGGUUUUCCUUUUUCUUUGAAAGAAAGUCGACGAGGAAGAUUGAACGAAAAAUGCAGAUUCUGGAAUCUCGGUUGAAAGCAAGGGGCUUGGCCCAAAAGGCGUAUCAGAUGGACGGCCACGCGACCAGAGCACUCGAAUUCGCCAACUUCGAGCGUCAUUUCGAACAAUGUAUUUCAAAGUUGGUUUAUUUCUUCAUUUUAAGUCUGUUUUGUAUGUUUUUUUUCUCUCUCUUCAGUUCUAGAUCAUAUUCAAUUUCAUUUCAUUGUUUCUACAAGAACAGCAUUUUACUCAAUGAUGCAUAAGGAAGUAUCGAAGUGUGGUCACAAGUGAAGCUUGUGCUUAAUAAUAGGGCUUUGAGCCGAACUCUUCUUUUAAAAAGUUUUUCGUCUUGUUUUGCAAAGAUCCCAUUUUGUUUUUGACCCAUACUUUCUACCAGAACUAGUUCGAUGGGUUCAAACUACUUUCUGAAUACCACACAAUUUUUUUAUUCGAAGCAUGAAAUGUGAAAUGAAAAAAAUACAUAAAAAUAAAGUCUUUGAAUAACUUUCAUUGACUAUUUCUCAAUAAGAAAACUAUUGAAAGUAGUUUUUUUAACCUUCUUUAUUGAAAAAAAGAGAAGAACCGUGUUUUGAAGUUUUUUUUAAUUGAUGAUAUCGACCACGUCUACUAGUGAUAUCUGUUUCAGGUCCGCUAUCCACACGAAGUUUGAAGCGCACAACCGGAGAGCUCACGAAAUCAUUGCAAAAAUGCGUCUCAACUUGAAUACCGUACUCACGGCGGCUGGUUCUCAAAGGGAUAAGCUUCAAAAUGAACUCAACGUUUAUUUAUUCUUUCUAACCGUAAUUAGAUAACCAAUUCUAGGAGUCGACAAGAAUUUUCAACGAGUGUCGCGUCAACUUCUCGCAAUUCGAGAAGGCUUAUCGGGAGCAGACCGAAAGGCUCCGCGCCGAAGUUCAUUUGAAGGUGGCUUUUCCGAUAAUUAACGGAGUUCCUACUUUUCGCACUUGAAACCACUCCGGAUUAGAUUUUUCUUUCAUUUAUAGCCUUUUUAUCUUUGUUCAUAACCAGUUUUCUCUUGAGGUGUCUGCCGAUUUCUUCGAGGAAAUCGCUCGCCUGGAAUCCAUCAUUGACCGAUUCAAUGAGCCUUUCAACGCUUCAUCUGAUGGAAUUGCCAAAUAUAAGACGGUUUGUGAGCCUUCGAAUCCCGUAAAAUGGUGAAAAGGCUUCAGGAACUCGCAGAGUUCACGGACAAUUGUCUGAGUACCGAUCUCGAAGCUCGUUGUACGGGAGGCCUGAUGUCCAGGAUUUGGAAUCUCGAAAACGACAUGUUCCGUAAGUUUUUAUCAUACACCUACCAGGAAUUUGUCGGAAUUUUGGAGAAGAACAGCAAAAGUUUUGACAUUAUAUGCAUUAUAGAGGUUCCAAACACUGUUCUCACUGAAGUUGAGCAGCUAAAAUUGAAACAAAAAAAAAUAAUUUUAACUAUCCAUGUUCCUAUCUUCUACUCUCUUCAUAUUUUGGUCUCUUCUUCUUUUUUUCGAUUUUUAUCGUUUUAACCAAUAAGUUUUGAUCGUUUUUAUUAGAUCAGAAGUGUGGCACUUCUUGUGGUUCACUUAUUAAAAAGACCUCUUAAAGAGUCAAAUAUCACUUGAACUAUUGCGCUGUCUCUUUUUGAUUUUCGGUUCUCAGAGUACGUGACGAAAAUCCUAGCCGAGCCGUACCAACACAAGCUGGAGGAAGUUUGGCGCUACCGAGCUCCCUUCAAGUUCAGCAUCUGCGUCGAUGUCCCCGCUCUCACGAAGUAAACUCGAGAUUUCCUGUCCCCACUGAAAGCCGAGACUUCCAGGGAUUUCCACGAGGAUUUGGAGUUCCGAUUCACAUUUGGUCUGCACGCGAUAAUACGGCGAAUCAUCGCCUACCGAAGCGGACAGCCUGUGACGGCGAUCCAGUCGAAUCUUCUCACUCCGAUGGCUUUGGUACGUCUUUCGGUUUGAAAAUGGAAGAAGAAAAGGUUCAGGAAGAUUGCUUUCUCUUCAAAACUUAUGAAGAAUGCUCGUAAAAAGAAUAAAAGAUCUCUUUUCGUUUAAAAGAGUACUAGAUACACCUGAAGUGGUGCUCCGACAAACAGAGUUUUUUUCUUCUUUUUUUAUUUUAAACUUUUUUUCGAAAUGGAUUAUAACGGCUGGAAGCGAUUAAAAAUGCAUUAACUAUCCAUUCUGAUUUAAUAAAAAGCAGAGAAGCUAUCAGAAAAAAAGCGCGUCCUUUUCGUAGCAUCGUAGCACACUUUUUUUAUUUAGGUAAGAAAAAAUAGGUCACAACAUACUUUAGCGGUGAAAAAAAAAAAUUUCGAAGGAAAAAGGAAUCUUACAUAAUUCUUAUAAAAUAUUCUGCGUGAAGAGUUGAUUUUCUUAGGCUCCUUUUUUUGUAAGUAUAAUUGCUAUUUAAAAAAUUGUUCAAAUUUUUGACUGUUUUUCAGCAUUGAAAUACUUUUUUGUCAGCAGUUUUAUAGACUAAUCAAAAGUCCUACGCAUGUUUCAAAGCUCAAUAUUUUGUAGACGCGACAUAUUCGAAGUUUGUCGCCUUUCUCGGUAACAGUGUUUUUUGACGAACUUUUGCUUCCUAUCACUUUCCCGAAAAAAAAAACCCCAAAAACUUCGAUUUCGCCUCUUUUUACUGUCUUUCUGUACCGUUUGCCCCCAUUCUGCACAUUCACGUAACCCAAAACUUCUAUCUCCUGAACUAUCCAUUGACUUUUUUCAGAAAAACAAGCAAGUGGAGCUGAAAGUUCGAGACGAAGCGGCGGUGCAGGCGGCCGAAGAGCAGGCGAUGAUGACGCAGAUGGUGCUGACCUCAGCCUCCUACCUCGCCAACGGCAGUCUGGGUCUUCUGGUGGUCGGCGGGAUCGUCUACAAGGCCGUCGGCUGGAGAGUCAGUUCAGCUUGCGACGUCUUCUAACUUUCUUCGGGCUUCAGGUCAUCGCCGUCGGCGGAGCUGCCUAUGCUGGUCUCUACGCGUGGGAGCGUCUCCGGUGGAACUCGAGUGCCAGGGAGCAACACCUAAAGGAGCAGUUCAGGUGAGCAGGACCGCGCUUUUGAAUUGAAUCCAUUGAAUUUUGGUUAACGGGAUUGAGAUGGCUGUUCGAAGAUCAAGAAGUUCCUAGAAAUGAAAUAUUUGUCAACCAAGCAAGCCUCAAAACUUUUCAAAAAAAAUAAAAGAUUUGCUUAACUUGCGUCUUUGGCUCACUUGUUUGAAGUAUCUAGUCCAAUACACUACAUUAAAAAUAGAGCGACAAGCUGGGAAAAAUCAAAUUUCACGGGAGUUCUUGAAGGAGGAAGUUGAAAAAAACCUAUUGCAGGUUUAUUUUUAUACAUAACAAGAAUAAUAUGGAGAUGAUCUUUCAAGGCAUUUUGAGAUGUUUCAGAUCGCAUCUCGCCGCGAGAAUGCAACAAGUCGCCGCUGCACACACGACCCACUGCGAAACCCAAGCCAUGAGGUUUUUCUUUCAAAUCGAAAAUAAUUUUCUUCAUUUUUUCUUCAUCUUUCAAAUUUUUCAAAGUAGUAAUAAUCGAGCAUCUCGCAAUAAAAAAAGGGAUUUAAUUGUUUUUCAUGGAAACCUAUGACUCUUGGUUUGUGAAAAAGACAGUUUUUAUAACAGAAAUAUAAAUUGGGUUUCGUGCAGAAGAUAUUUUAUUUUAUUUUGCAGACCAUUGUGCCCCAAUUCGUCCUUAAUCUUAGUUAUUUCCAUAUAAUCAGAAUGUCCAUUUUGGUCAAACUUUGGGUCUAAUUUUUUUGUCCAAUGAGCCUUCUUACUUCACGCGCUUUCAUUUUUUGGCCUUGUUCAUCAUCAAUCAUCAUCAACUUCUUGAUUGAGCUUAUUUAUGCUUCAUAGAGAUUUAUCUUUGGCUCUUUUUGCGAAUAAGAUAAAGCUUCUCAGCAAAUCUUUUCUCUGGCUAUAGGGAUCAACAGAUCUUUUUUUUUUACCAAGGAAUAAGCUAUAUGGAACAAGCUAUAAAGUACAUUUUCCGUUUUUCGCUCAUCUAUGAAUUUUUUUGAAGAGAAAUGGAUCAAGUGUUCGACGGACUGAGAGCGACGGUGGCUGGAGUUCAUCGGGAGAUGAAAGACGAUCUCGACGAACAGAAAAAAUCCAUCGACGCCGUCGACACCACUAUCCGCACCCUUGGGAGCAUCAAGUUUGUCUUUUUUUCUUCUCAAAAAAAUCUAUAAAAAAAUAUGUUUUUUUCAGAGGAAAAGCCGUUUUCAUGCUGCGGAAUCUAGAACAGUUCGCGUCGUCGUACUUGCGCUCCGAUUCUCCGACCACGCCCUGA
Molecule: messenger RNA, 7452 nt
Organism: Caenorhabditis auriculariae
Lineage: Eukaryota; Metazoa; Nematoda; Chromadorea; Rhabditida; Rhabditidae
Source: the annotation of a GenBank genome assembly